Molecule: messenger RNA, 2543 nt
Organism: Diuraphis noxia (Russian wheat aphid)
Lineage: Eukaryota; Metazoa; Arthropoda; Insecta; Hemiptera; Aphididae
Product: choline/ethanolamine transporter flvcr2a-like
Biological process (GO): transmembrane transport; heme export
Cellular component (GO): membrane
Molecular function (GO): heme transmembrane transporter activity; heme binding
Source: RefSeq, a predicted model, not a curated record
UCGCGAAUAAUAUCCGCACCGGUUCGCAUUGAUGCGAUUAUUACGACGAUCAGUCAGUCAGACGGACGUACAGCGAUGGCCGAUUUCGCUUCGGUUAUGCAAAAAGUGGACAAGCCGCCGCCGCCGACGGCCGACGCCCAGUUGAUGGGCCUCCAACAGGACGACCUGAGGCUGUACAAGGCCCGGUGGAUAAUCCUGGUCGUGUACAUGCUGUACUCCAUGGCCAACGCCGUGCACUGGAUACAGUACAGCAUCAUAUCCAACAUCACGGUGAAGUUCUACGGCGUGUCAAACUUCGCCAUAGACACCACGUCCACCAUAUACAUGAUCGUGUACGUGCCCCUGGUCGUACCGGCGUCCUGGGUUCUUGACCGACUGGGUCUUAAAGUGACGAUGGUGAUGGGCGCUGCUGGCACAUGUCUGGGCGCAUGGAUUAAGGUUUUUUCUGCUAUGCCGGAUCGGUUUAUGAUUACUCUGCUGGGACAAGGUUUGGUGGCGUGCUCACAAGCAUUCAUCUUGAGUUUGCCUUCCAGGUUAGCAGCGGUUUGGUUUGGAUCUACCGAAGUCUCCACCGCUUGUUCUUUAGGUGUUUUUGGCAACCAGCUAGGAGCAGCACUUGGAUUUUUAAUACCACCGAUGAUAGUACAGGACAGCGAUAACUUAGAAGACAUAGGAUAUGAUUUAUGGAAAAUGUUUAUAUCGUUUGCUAUUUUGAACACUGUAGUAUUCUUUUUAGUUAUUUGGAUUAUACAAGCUGAACCACACAUAGCCCCAAGUAAUGCCCAAGUUGUACAAAGAAAAAAAAGAGACGAUCCGGCAAUAUUACAAGACGUAUUCAUGAGCUCGGUUAAAGAAUUACUAAAAAACAAUGGUUACAUUUUAUUGCUUAUAUCUUACGGUAUUAACGUCGGUGCAUUUUUCGCCAUAUCAACUUUGCUCAACCAAUUUAUUUUGCUCUAUUUCCCAGGUCACGAGGAAGACGUUGGAAGGAUUGGCCUCACGUUAGUAUUAUGUGGCCUAGGUGGUUCGAUUAUAUGUGGAUAUAUUUUAGAUAAAACACAUCUCUAUAAAGAGACUACCCUGAUGGUUUACGGCAGUACAUUGAUCUCAAUGUUGAUCUAUACGUUCAGCCUGUCACACGGUCAAUCUAUUUGGAUAAUAUACAUUACGGCUUCAUUAUUGGGGUUGUUCAUGACUGGAUAUCUUCCGGUCGGCUACGAGUUAGCCAUCGAAUUAACGUACCCAAUCCCUGAAGGCACGUCCAGCGGUCUAUUAAACGGUGGUACCCAACUGAUCGGUUUCAUACUGACGUCGAUUUACAGCUGGGUGUUCAGCACCAUGGGUGAUUUGGCGGCCAACAUGAUGAUCGUCGGAUUGCUGAGUUUCGGGUUCUUGUUGACAAUAUUCAUACCGACUGACCUGAAGAGACAGGCCGCACACAAGGCGAUCGACGAGAAACAAAAAUUGGAAUUUGGACUUUGAUUAGUAUAUAGCAUUUUAUUACAAUCUUCGUCGUAUCUUAUAUUGUUACCACGUGAUUCAUUUAUUGAUGUAUUCAAUUUUUGUUUUAAUUCGUCUUGAUAACAUUUCAUUAUCAUACUACUGUGUACAUAAUAUAAUAUAUAUUAUUAUUAAGAGUUUAUGACUAAACAUAAUAUGCAUACGGCAAUAUACAAACGCAACCACGGUCACGGACAAUCAUUUCGGUUUCCUGUACCGAAUGCAUAAAAUUCAGAUAMUAUUAUAAUACUGUAGUGCACUAAUGUUGGUAUAAUGUAUAUACACAUAGAUAGAUAUAUUUUAGACAGAGCUGGUGUCCACUGUAUAGACAUCGUUUCGUUUUCGAAUGCACCCAUCUUUCCUUUCACUCUGCAUCGUCCGACAUGAGACAUGACAACACGAUACGAUUAUAAUAAUUAAUAAUAUUACAUAAUAUCACUCUAUAUGUUUGUACGGCCUCUGAAUAUAAAUUCCAAAAUUACUGAAAUUCCUCGAAUUGUUAACUAUUUAAUCUUCAGACAGGUUUUCGAUACCCCGAUCAGUGGGUAAAAGAUUUUAUGUAAACUGCAAUAAUUAAAUAUGUUUUUCAAAUAAAAUAAUACUGGCUAGAAUAUUACAGGUUUACUCGUCCAAUUGUCUUUAACACGACAUUAAUUAUAUUCUAUGGUGAGUUAAUGUGGGAUUUUUGUCUUUAUCAAAAAAUUUUAAGCGUAUAUUUAUUCCAUACUCUUUCAGUUAUACUAAAUCUCCCUGCAAGAUACAAUAAUGAUAAUUUAUAAGCAAUAAAAUAUUAUGUUUUAUGUAUGUUUAAUAUUUAAUUACAUAUAUGCAUAUACCCGGUAAUUCAUAGAACAAAAUACGGAUGUACCUAACCUAUCUUCGUUUGUUUCAAAAAACCACUGCUUUAAAGUUUAAAAUGUUACUAAGCUUACCCAUUUUUUUAUGUGAUUAGUUUAUCAUAAUAUAUUGUAUCAAAAUAAAUAAAAUAUAUAGUUUUAUACCUAAUAAUAUAAUAGUAGCUAAUUUGGGCGUACCUAAUUAAU